UGGAACUCAAAGCAAUGUGAAAACUGGACUUAAACAACACCUAGAAAGGCUGGAUGAGAUUUUUGCUUCAAGGACUGAUUACCUCCAGGCCCUGCGCUUCCUUCAGCUAAUGGCUAACAACAUCAUUCGUGAGCUGACGGCUCUGCCAGAUAUCAACAGAACCAAGAUUGACUUGGCAGCCAUUGCCGACCAGACUGCUUUCAUUGAGUAUUACAGAUGGCUGACCUACCUGCUGCUGCUGAUCCUUGACCUGGUCAUCUGCUUGGUGAUGUGCUUAGGAAUUGCUAAGCAGUCUCAGUGUCUGCUGAUCACGAUUAUUGGUUUUGUGAUACUGUCCUUGAUUCUAAGCUGGGCUGCCCUAGGAAUUGGCACUGCGACAGCUGUGGGCACAAGCGACUUCUGUGUAUCUCCAAAUAAAUUCAUUGUUAACCAAACCAAGGAUUUCCUCACUGCAGAUGUUGCACACUAUUAUUUGUUCUGCAGUCCGAAUCUACAAAACCCCUUUCAGCAGUCUCUAACCAUCUGCCAGCGCUCACUGACCACAAUGCAAAUCCAGAUCCAGGGCCUGCUGCAGUUUACCGUGCCCAUUUUUCCAAUGGCUCAGAGAGACCUUUUAGGGAUCCAGCGCCUGUUAAACUCCACAGAGUUCAAUGUUCACCAGCUAACAGCCUUGCUUGACUGCCGCGGGAUACAUAAGGACUACCUGGAUGCCCUAAUGGGUGUGUGUUAUGAUGGAGUGGAGGGGCUCCUUUACCUCUCCUUGUUCUCUCUUCUGGCCGCCUGCACACUCUCUGCCAUGUUGUGUGUAAUUUUCCGACUGUGGACAUUAAUGGGCGGCAGGGAGAAAGAGUACAACGACAUCGAUGAGGAGGACCCGUUCAACCCCCAAGCACGCAGGCUGUCCUUUAACCCCAGAAGGUCCAACACGCACAGUUUCUGCAGCUACAUCAGCAGCCUUGGCAGCCAGGCCAGCCUUCAUCCUCCUCCUCAGUCUUCUUCUAAUUCCACAAUACAACCUCCUGAAUAUAUGAAUCAGUCCAUGCUGUUUGGAGGAACCCCUCGAUAUGAAAAUGUGCCACUCAUAGGGGGAGGAUCUCCACCUCCUUCGUAUUCACCCAGUAUGAGGACCACCUACCUGUCCAUGACUGAUUCGCAGAUCAGGCACUUGAGGACUGAUUUCCAGGUGUAAGCUGCUGCCUGCUGAACCCUCCUCUGUGCAUCAGUCAGAGCUACUGAUCCCCCGCUGAGAAAGCUGUCUUCAUGACAUAAUCCUAUUUACAGGAAUAACAGAUUUUUGUCCAAUCUCAAGCAUGAAAACAGCCCAUAUGACAGUAACUUCAAUAAGAUGCCAGCGAACUGCUUAAAAAGGCCUGAAUGCAGUUUUGACAGCGAUGGCCUGAGAUACUUUUAUGGAAACAACUGAAAUGGAAACAUUUUUGACUGUCAGAUCCAGAGCUUUGAACUGAAAUAAUCCAACUGUGUCUUUUUUUUUUUUUUUAUAUAUCAUGUGCAAAGCUAGGACAAUCGUGAAUCAUUGAUUUCAUUUUAAUACUAAAUGAGCAGUGGAAUUUGCUACUUUUAGACCCUCAAUUUGUGUUUGUCUUACAUUGUCACGUGUUUAGCAGCAGUGUGAUAAUGUUUUAGUGACCUAACAUGGUGCAAUAUCAAACACUUUUCUAAAAAUGCAUACCUGCAUAUAAUGAAACUGGAUUAUAUCUUUCUGUUUGGUGUAGCAGAGCCAAAGAUGCCUUUAUGUAUGAGUCUUAUUGACACACCAGAGUUUUUUUUUUAAUGCACUAUAUGAGGAUGUAGAUGCAUGUGUGUUAUAAAAUGGACAUGUAAGUCCCUAAUUUUAUCAGACUUAUCCAAUUUUGUCACAAGUGAGGAAAAAAAUAAAUGUAUAAGCAAGAAGAAAAGGUUUGUUAAUACACUGUGACUCAUAUAAAAUUAAUAAAGUGAAAAAGGAAUACAAAUCUUGAAACCAAUUUUCUCCUUUCUUCAAGAAUAUUUCUGGAAGUUGUAUUAUUUUCUUUUUUUUAUGUUUGCUAAUGUUUUAAUCUCAGAUUAGAUGGACCUGUAAUUAUUAUACUAGCUGUUUUUUUGGGAUUUAGUUUGAGCUAAUGUCAAAGGAAACUAUCUUAUGUACGUUAAAGGAGAAAUUAUAAA
Messenger RNA from Cyprinodon variegatus (sheepshead minnow), 2166 nucleotides. It is a transcript of the gene ttyh2l, whose product is annotated as protein tweety homolog 2-like. Gene Ontology annotation, cellular component: plasma membrane. The coding region runs from base 110 to 1189 and encodes 359 amino acids. The record is from RefSeq and is a predicted model, not a curated record. The transcript has 11 exons. Gene Ontology annotation, molecular function: intracellularly calcium-gated chloride channel activity; volume-sensitive chloride channel activity. Lineage: Eukaryota; Metazoa; Chordata; Actinopteri; Cyprinodontiformes; Cyprinodontidae.